CGUCCAUCCAUGCGUCUAUCGUCUAUCCAUCCAUCAUGGCUGUCUCCGGUUUUUAGCACGUCUAGUGUGUCUCCAGAUGCUCCAGAUCCUCGAAUACCGCUUAAAAUACUGCCACUAAUAAUGAACACGGUACAGCGGGAACAAUUGUUGUUCAUGAUCUUAUAUAUGACGGCACAUCGCGCGAUUGUGCUUAGCUAAGGGCAUUAAUUGACAGCUGAUGGUUUCUUAAGCUUUAGUAAAGCUUUUUAAGUUUUUAACGACCACGAUGGCCGGAAGAGGGAAGAUGUCUUUUAACGCUGAACAACUGGGCUUCGGUCGAGGAGAAGCGUUGCCACCACCAAAUCUUCAGCCGCCACCAGCGUAUCCGUCACUGGGGCUGUUUCCUUCGCCACUGCUCAAGUCUCCGGAGAAUGUCUACAUGGGAGCUGGUCUCGGAGAGCAGCGGAGAAAAUUCCAGGCGUCAUCCUUCUACAUCUUGGCGGAUUCUCCGAAAGCGGAUAUAGAGAGGUACUCUGACAAGUUUCAGGCCCCUAAAGCAGAAGAGUUCAAAUAUGAUGACACCUAUCUGCCGGUGGAGUUGCGACCUAUCAACAGAAGAAGGAAGUCCAAAAAUGUCCAAGCAGUAAAGCCAAAUAUCAAGAAAAUGCCAGAUAUUGAUCAUAAACUGAAGGUUCUGGAAGAAAAUGAAGAGAAGGCAGAAAGUGGUGAGGAAGAAGAACAACAACUGGAUGAAGAAGUGGAAGAUGAGGAAGAGCUUGAGGAAGAGACUGACUAUGUGUCAGCCUACUUUGACAACGGUGAGGGUUACCUGGACGAUGACGACGACAAAGUGGAUGACGGGCCAGUGUAUUGAAGGUUGUUCCAUAUUUUACUGUGGCAUAAUUUUUAAAUAAACAUGCAGUUUUAAGACCUC
Molecule: messenger RNA, 913 nt
Organism: Ornithodoros turicata
Lineage: Eukaryota; Metazoa; Arthropoda; Arachnida; Ixodida; Argasidae
Product: DNA-directed RNA polymerase III subunit RPC7-like
Exons: 5
Coding region: 266-853 (195 amino acids)
Biological process (GO): transcription by RNA polymerase III
Cellular component (GO): RNA polymerase III complex
Source: RefSeq, a predicted model, not a curated record